AUGGCCAUUCUCCUGGCUGUUCUCCUCCUUGUCUCACUGGCCUACUCGGCCCGUAUCAGGCCUUCCUUAUAUAGAGGUGCCAACGAUACUGUCUUUCGUGAGGAUGAUCCUCCCCAUGCCAAUGGCUAUGCUCGUGCCCAUGGGACGAACUUUCUUAUCCAUGAUCCGAGUAUCGUCCAGGUAGGCGAUACUUUCUACUCCUACAGCGUCGCCCCGGGUAUCGCCAUCCACGAGUCACCUAGCCUCGACGGGCCCUGGACGCAAACCGGCAGUCUUCUCGACGGAAACAGCGUCAUCCGGAAGGGCGACAGCAAGUCCCCCUGGGCGCCCAACACCAUUCAGAUCGGGGACAAGUUCUACUGCUACUACGCCGUCAGCAACGCUGGCUGCCGCGAUAGUGCAAUCGGGGUAGCCUCAUCUGACUCUCCCGGACCCGGGGGUUGGACAGACCACGGCCUUAUUCUUCAGUCAGGCUCCGGCGAUGGCUCGGAUAUCCCCCCCAUGGACCAAUCGAACGCGAUCGACGCCAAUGUGUUUGUGGACUUUGACGGGUCCGCGUAUUUGAUAUUCGGCAGCUUCUGGACUGGCAUUUGGCAGGUUAAGCUUGAUAAGGACUUGGUCUCUGUGGAAGGCCACAGUACCAAGAGUCUUAGCUCGUCCCAUCUUGCUGCAGAGCCCGGGAAAGUGUGGCGUGGGAGGAAGACAACGAAUCCCAUUUGUGGCGACGCGUCCGGAGGCCAUCCCAUCGAGGGCGCCUUUCUGGCUUACCGUGCGCCGUACUAUUAUCUGUGGUAUAGCUGGGGGAGGUGCUGCGAGUUCAAGAAUCCGAGAAUGCGGACGAAUGGGCAAGAGUACCGCAUCCGAGUUGGACGAUCCGACAAUGUGCGCGGCCCGUUCCUGGAUAAGCAGGGCAACGACCUUGUUGAUGGUGGCGGCGAGACGGUUUACGGCUCAAAUGGUGAUGUCUUCGCUCCGGGGGGUCAAGGUAUCAUGAGCGACCUGACGGGUGAUAUCCUCUACUACCAUUACCUCAAUUCCUCCAUCAGCUACGAAUUCGGCCAAGCAAGACUUGGAUGGAACCGGCUAGAAUACGUGGACGGCUGGCCUGUCGCCGUUUAUUAG
Aspergillus versicolor CBS 583.65 is the source of this 1122-nucleotide messenger RNA. Its product is annotated as arabinan endo-1,5-alpha-L-arabinosidase. The transcript is spliced from 3 exons. The record is from RefSeq and is a predicted model, not a curated record. Gene Ontology annotation, biological process: carbohydrate metabolic process. The coding region runs from base 1 to 1122 and encodes 373 amino acids. Lineage: Eukaryota; Fungi; Ascomycota; Eurotiomycetes; Eurotiales; Aspergillaceae. Gene Ontology annotation, molecular function: arabinan endo-1,5-alpha-L-arabinosidase activity.